CGACGGUUUGCUUUGCCGCCGCCGGGCGCUCGCCGGGUCGUGCAGCAACAGCAUUAACACGGCGAGUCCGAUCUGCCCGAUCAAGCUGGCCCAGUCGCCCAGUGCAGACUCUGCGCCUCAAGAAAUCAAACUUCCGGGCUCGCGGCUUGUUUCCAAGACGCGCACGCGACCCGCUCUGAAUUUGCCGCCGCCGCCGCCGCACCGCGGCUACUACUGCUGCUACUGCUACCGCCGCUGCUACCGCAGAGACGCUACUAGACGCUACCGCUGCUGGCGGGAGGGAGGCGAAGGCGACUGCAACACCGCCUGCUGGCCAAAGGCCAAACAAAAACAAAAAGUCAGUGAAAACAAAUAGGCUCCUCGAGCCGAAGGAUACUUGGUGCAUUCCUGCCCCUCUGUACGCGUGUAAAUUCUGUACACGAUUGUUGGAUUUUUAAGUCAACCGUUCCAUGUUUUGGUGUAUUUCUUCGCCGUUUGAAACUGUUGAUUCAGUGCCGACCCGCUGGUUUUCCUUGACGUAAACAGUUCAUCGAAUAGUAUGGGAUAGGUCGCAGCGCAGGGAACCCACUUCUCCCACUUGUUGCAUGGUGAUUUUACAUGCAGGAAGACGGAAUGUCUGAUGACCAAAUGCCCUGUGGAUUUUGUGUGGGGGGGGUCUUGGUUUUGCCACAAUGGAUAGCCCUCAGUGCGUAGGGCCAGUUCAGCACAACCCUAUGCCUCAAUUCAAAGAUGCAGAUCAUUAUAGGAGUCCUCUGAGUCCUCUGUGCAUUACAGAAGGAAGUCAUGACAUCGUUCGACCCAAACCACGAAGACCAGGAAAUGGAAGCCGUGAAGCAAUAUGCACUCAAGGCUACAGUCCUUACCCUCACAGUCCCAAAGGUCUUGUCUCUCCCCCGCUUCCAGCAAACAUUAUGCAGUGCAAUUCUUCAAGUAAAGAGGUUGUAUUGGAGGACACACCUGCAAAAGAUCGCAGUCCUAUCAACAUGAAUAGUAGUAGUGUAAUCAGGCCCAGUAGUGGGCCUCCAGCAACUGGGAGUCCUAGCCCCCCUGUGCUUCUUCGGGGGCCAACUCCUGCCAAUCCUUUAUCAUCAAAGUCUUUGAUAAGUGUUGCAAGUCCCCCAGUGCCGCAGGCACCUCAAGCUCAAACACCAUCUACUCAACACACUGGAGCAUUGCAACAAUCCCAACAAUUACAUCCAAUAAGCCCUGUCACAGACAGCAGUGUGUUUAGAGACCGAGAAAGGGACAGAGAUAGAGAGAGAGAUCGUGAUAGAGAUGUACGAACAACCCCAAUGAUCCCUGAAAGGGAUACAGGCGGCAUUCGUCCAAGCUCUGAUGGAAAAGUUCAAAGGCAGAUCCAAAAGCCUGAGCGCCCACUAUCUGCAGUCAGUAAAUUCAGCAACAAGUCUGCCUCUUCAAGUCACACAGGAACAGUUCACAGUAAUCAUAGCGCUCAUAGUAAUACUAGUGGGCACAGUAAUUACAGUGCUACAUUUUCUGGUCACUUGUCACAUCAAGGGCAGUCUGGUCAAACAAAUCAAAUGACCUCUCCUAGUCACAGUGGGCACUCAGGACAUGUUUCACGCCACAUGGUCCACAAUACACCAACUGGAACUGGAAGUACAACAAGCACCGCUGCCAGGAACUUAUUGGCCAAUUUCCCUCAUCAUCAUUUAAGUGUGGAAGAGUUAAGACUCCUUCAGAGACGACAAGAGUGCACAGGUAGUUCUUCAGAUGAAAACCGUUCAUCUGGACAUGCCUCAAUGUCAGAUGGACACACAAGUUCCUCUCCACCUGCUGAUCGUGUUGAUCGCCAUCAUCACUAUCGAUCACAUUUAAAUUCUGUUCCUGAAGAUGAGCGCUUGUCAGCCAGUGUGAUGCCCAAUCAAAGUCGUCCAAAUCGGAAGACAGUUCAAAACAGAAGCCGUCAUAGGGGCACUCCUGUUAAACUCGUACCAUGUGGAUCAGGCCUUGAAGAUAUUAAACUUGCUAUACAGCAAUUGACUAUGAGAUCACACACUUCAAAUUCGACAUCGACUUAUUCUAGUCUCAGUGGCUCUGAAAGUAGUGAACCUGCUGUAAGAAGAUUGAUGCGACAUUCCUCUUUGGAAACUAUCAAUACCAAUGUAACAAGUGCAGACGAGUUUGUUUGGGUAGACUCGCAUAACAGAUUGGUUGAAUUGCAACAUUUACCCUGGUCAACGCACGACAUCCUGAAGGUCAUUCAGAAUGGUAGAGUAAAGGAAAGCAUGGAACGUGUAUCUAUGGAGACCAUACCACGCUUGUCAUACUUACUGCAACGGGCACUUGUUAGAAUUGCUCGCGAAGCUCAAAGACUUUCCAGACCACUUCAUAUGUGCAGCAAGCAUGAAGUAGCAAGUGCACUCAAAAUUGUUUUAUGUCCUGCACUUGCUGACUCCUGUAUAAAGGCUUGUCUUCGCUCAGCCGCAAUGUUUGCAGUGUCUGGUGAUCAAUUAAAACAGAGUAAAUCAAGUAGGGCUGGCUUGCAGCUAUCAGUGGGCAGGUUUCAUAGGUGGAUGGCUGAUGUGCGCCUGGGUAAAUUUGUGCAUGAAUAUGCUGCUGUGUACUUAGCUGCAGGACUGGAGAACUUGGUUGAAGAAAUGGUUCUCCAGUGUCUCCCAGCCAAAAUAGAUUCUGUUUUGACAGCUGCCAUGUUUGAACAUGCCAUUGCCAACAAUGGAGAUUUGUGGGGGCUUUUGCAGCCGUACGCCCAUUUGAACGCGGGACGUAUUGCUUCAGGAGCUCUUUCAUUACCACGCUGGGCGAGCAUAAGCAGUCUAAACACUGAGUCUACCCAGUCUUCCUCUACAACAACCAUGCUAGGAUCCUCAACACCUGGAAAUACCCCAGGAACAACUCCUGGCAAUACCCCUAGUGCAAUAAGCUUGGGUAAAUCAACUGAGCAAUCUCUUCUCACCACUUGUGUAGGUUCAGUACAAGAGCUUACAGAUUUGCUUGCGAGGAUUGCUGCCUUACCUACUCAGCCAAUUGGUCGUCCACUUGCAUGGACUCAUCAAGCUGUUCAAGCUCUUUUUUAUUUUAUGAGAUGCUCUCAGCUUGAACAUGCUGAGCAGCAAGCUCCUAUCCAAGAAUUGAUGUAUGAAAGAGCAUAUGUUGUGUUACCCCCAUUAGUGGAAUGGCUGCGAAUAGCUAGUGCUCAUGCUGACCAUCGUCAUGCAACUCAUAUUGACCAAGAUGAUGUAAUGCAAGCAGCAAGGUUGUUGUUACCUGGAGUAGAUUGUCCCAUUCGACAAGUAGGAUGGGAGGAAUCUGUGGCUUAUCCAAGAAGACCAGGAGAUGACUCAGAAACUGCAAAGCGGCUUAAGUUAGACUUGGCCUUUCGAAUGCUCAGCACUGGAUCUCGAGACAUGGUGCCUCAUGCAUUACAACUAUUACCAAAUUCAAAGCUCAAUUGUGUGAAUGAAAGAGGACUCACUGUGUUAAUGUUGGCUUGCAUUCGUAAUGAUGAAACUACUGUGCGCCUUCUUUUGGAGAUGGGUGCAGAUCCAGACACUGAGACGCCUCCACAUGGUGCACCUGGUUGUCCCGCUGUUAAUGGAGAAAUGCAGCAUUGGACUGCUCUGACAUACACAGCUCUCCAAGGAAAUGUCGCAAUCGCGCGACUUUUACUUGACCGUGGUGCGCAUGUCGAAGGCGGUGCUCGCCUCAGUGAAGAAAAAUGUACAGAAACACCCUUACAAGUUUCAGCAGCUGCUGGGCUCUCUGACAUGGUCCAAUUGCUUCUUGCCCGCGGAGCCCACACAUUCCUUUCAACUUUAAUCAAAGAUUCAUUGUGCUAUUCAGGUGCAGCACAAAGAGGCUGUUACAGUGCAAUAUCAGUAGCCGCUGCUCAUGGACAGAGGUCAAUACUUCAUCAACUUCUUACACACCCUCUUAGUCAUUACAAUAAGGAAGUGCUUUCUCUUGAAGAAAUUCUUGCAGAAGGUGUUUCCCAACUGACAAGUGAUCGGCGGGCUGCUAGAUUACAGGUGUCAGAUGACCAUGGGGAAAGCAACAAUCCUCCUGUGAAACUAAGUAAGACUCAAAUAAAAGUUUUGCAGGAAGCCAUGUACCAUUCUACCGAAAAUAAUCACCUUGAUAUGACACUGGAUAUGCGUAAUCUUGGGGUGUCUUGGACACUUCACUGUUGGAUGCACACUUUAGCACUAGCAGAUGAUCUUCGCCUGGAGCAUAUGAUUGAUCAGCUCUUACAGGAUUUUCUCCAGGUGUGGCCUGAUGAUUGUUCCACACAGUUUGUUGAUGAAUGUUUGCCCUUGCUGUUCAGUAUCUUCCGUUAUAGCAAGAAUGAAGGCACUACACUCUUGUUAGCAGACAUAUUCUGUACUUGUUUUGGUUGGGAGCCAAUUAAACCAGUGCGCGAUACAACAUUAAAUGGAGGCACCCGUAUUGACCCUAAGUUCGUGAAUAAUCCUGAACUGUCAGAUGUUCAGUUUCUUGUCGAGGGAAGGGUCUUUUAUGCUCACAAAAUAGUGUUGGUGACCUCAUCACCUCGUUUUCGGGGUAUGCUCAGUUCAAGACUUUGUGAAGGUAACCCUCCUGUUGUGCAAAUAAAUGAUAUUCGCUAUCAUAUAUUUCAGCUUGUGAUGCACUUUCUUUAUAAUGGUGGUUGUGACAAUCUCCAAGUGGACAGUAGUGAUGUAUUAGAACUUAUGGCUGCUGCCAACUUUUUCCAGUUAGAUGGACUACUUCAGUAUUGUGAAGUUCAAUGCUCAACAAUGAUAGAUUUGGAUAACAUUGUGUCAAUGUAUAUUCAUGCCAAGGUUUACAGUGCAGCUCAGCUGAUGGAGUACUGUCAGGGAUUUUUGCUACAGAACAUGAUGGCUCUUCUGACUUAUGAUGAUUCAGUAAAACGAUUACUAUUUGGGAAGAAACUACACAAUCAUGAUGUACUUGCAGGUCUAUUACUCACACUGCAAGCUCGAAUCAAGGCUCGAAACAAGCUCAAAUAAAUUGUGUCUGAUUUAAUUUGUUUAAGUUUAUAUUUAAUCACAUUGAGUUAAGCUUCAUACAUAACUCUUAAACAAGAUCAUUUUGUAACUUAGCAGUAUUAUUUUAUAACUUUUUCCAGGUACAAUGCCAGAUUUUUUUACCAUUUGUGUUCAUCACAGAUAUGCUAGUUGCUGAGGUAUUGAAAUCCAUACAUAGUGUCAUAAAAUUUCUUGUUUGUUGUCAUUGUGAUAAUCUACAUAUGUUCCUUGUUCUUGCUAUAUGUAUAUGUAUCACAUGCUUAGAAACGUGCUUGUCAAAAGUUUUUCCAACAUUACUAGUAUGUGAAAUGUAAUCUCCAAUGUAGUUAUAAUUUGGAACUUGCCCUUUUGCUCUCUUAGCAUCGAGCAAUGAUGCUUCAUUAUAUUUUAAAGCUUAUGCUAGCAUACCUUUAUUAAUCAUCGAGUCAUGUGGACUCAUCACUGCUCAAAUCGCUGACAUUUAUUCUAACAAAUUCGGUAUCUAUAGUUU
Molecule: messenger RNA, 5499 nt
Organism: Frankliniella occidentalis (western flower thrips)
Lineage: Eukaryota; Metazoa; Arthropoda; Insecta; Thysanoptera; Thripidae
Product: ankyrin repeat and BTB/POZ domain-containing protein 3
Exons: 23
Coding region: 672-4991 (1439 amino acids)
Molecular function (GO): protein heterodimerization activity
Source: RefSeq, a predicted model, not a curated record